Molecule: messenger RNA, 2001 nt
Organism: Purpureocillium takamizusanense
Lineage: Eukaryota; Fungi; Ascomycota; Sordariomycetes; Hypocreales; Ophiocordycipitaceae
Exons: 1
Coding region: 395-1903 (502 amino acids)
Biological process (GO): vacuole fusion, non-autophagic
Cellular component (GO): fungal-type vacuole membrane
Molecular function (GO): phospholipid binding
Source: RefSeq, a predicted model, not a curated record
CGCCAUCAUCCAUCCACCUCGACUCCCCCACCAUCUCUCCCUCCUGAUCAUCAUCAACGUGACGCGGCGCGCUGCUGCCGACAUACCUGGGCCCCGUGACGCAGCCCCUUCUCACCGUCCGUACCGUUUCCUUGAGCCCUGCUGGCCCUUUCAAACAACCUGCGCCCACAAUCCUUGAUCCUCGACGACCUCGGUCGGAAGCCCGGCGCAUCGCGAGUGCUGCCUCCCCGUCCGCGAGACUCAUUCGGCCCGAGUCGCAAGUAACCAACUGCGGCAUCGCCCCGAGUUCUUGAGCAUCGCCGUCUACGUCUCCCCACCCUCGCAUCCUCUCCCUCCGACGAAUACGUAGAGACCUUUCCACGCCGACCUCGCUGUCUCGGUAACCGCUGCCGCCAUGCCGUCCGCCGAGGACCAGGCCCGCGCCUCUCGUCCCACGUCGCCCACACCGUCGCAGCUCCCCCCCGUCCCGAGCUCCCCCGUCUACUCGCUCGCCUCGACCGCGAACCCCAUGUCACAGUUCAACCUGCCCCUCCCGCCGGCGCCGCGCCCGUCCCACGCGGUCCUCACAAAGGCCGACCUCGAGCACUCGCAAGACGCCUACGCUGACCUGCUCGGCUCCGCAAAGGCCUACCGCGUCGCCCUCGCAUCCCUGUCCAACGCCGCGUCCGCCUUUGGCUCCGCCCUUGAGGCGUGCGCCCGCCUGAAGGAGGCCCGCGCUGAGCCCAUAGGGCCCUCGGGCGCUGGCACCGCCAGCAUGUCCGCGAGCUUCACCACCCCGCGUGGCGCAUGCACCGCCGACACCCUGCUCUCCGCCUCGGGCGUGCACCACCUCAUCGCCAACCACCAACAGAUCCUAUCCGAGACGGUAUACCGCGCCUUCGAGGUCCCCCUCCUGCACGACCUCGACAAGUGGCAGUCCGUCAUCGAUGACGAGGAGGAGACGUACCAGCAAAAGAUCAAGGCGCAGAGCAGGGAGGUCAAGCGCCUGGAGAAGGAGGGGCUCAAGCUACACAAGCAGCGGAGGAGGGAUGUCGGCAGGUUCCGCGCCCACCUUGUCGAGCUCACGGGCAAGCUGGACGGCCUGACCACGCUGCAUGCUGAUCACGCACGUACGCUGCUCAGAGAAAGCCAGGAGACGAGCGGGCGCAUCGUCGAAGCCAGCUGCAGCCUCGUCAGGGCCGAAGUGGACAUCUUCGAGGGGCUGGCGCGAAAGGGUUGGAGCGGCGGGGGGCUCGAUGACUUGCUCGAAAAGGGCCAAGACUUGUUCGCCGUUGAGGAUGUCGGUGGCCACGGCGGCGGAGCGGUCCCAGGCGAGUCAACAAAGCUCUUUUCCAUCUUGCCGCCCAAAAGCAUCCUCGCCGACACGGCCUCCGACUCUCGCACUGGUCCUGGCCACGGCCGCGCCGACAGUCUCCUCACCAUGGACGGCGACAGAUACCAAUCCCUCACCGGCGUCGCCGCCGACCCCAGACACCCUCCCACCGCCGGCGCCGGCGACGCGGACAGCGUCUUCUCGUCCGACUUCAACAAGCCGCGCGGCGCGCGACCCUUUUCGCCGCAGCCAAUACGGCGGAUCCCCGCCGACGUGACGUUUGACUCGCUGGGCGCGGCGGCGCUGGGCCACCUCGGCGAGCUCGAGGAGCCCGAAGAGGAGGCGGCGGCGAAGAAGAAGCCUCGGGAAGCAGAUCCGGACAGCGAGACGCCAACGCAAACACAGACGGGGACGGAGACGGAGACGCAGGGCGAGGAGCGAGGAGGCGUGGACGGGCACGCGGAAGCGGACGACGAUAAUGAUGAUGAUGAUGAGCAUCGCGGCAGGACAGAGUCGCGGUCGCCCAUGACCACCCCGUCGGCGCACUCAUCGCCGUUUGGGCGAGCGGCGUCGCUAGACGGGCGCGAGUAGAACUUGGACAAUCAUGUCGUCCGGCGCUUCACCCUGGCUUGGCGGUACUGAACGAUGAUUCCUGCCGAGUGCGGCGGCUCCGCGAACGGGCGCGGCUG